UUCCUCUGCUCUCUGCUCUUGACUCGAGAUUGAAGGGAAAAUUAGGAGCUGCUCAUUUGGGCUGGCAGGCUCCGCUGUGUCCUUCAGCUCGCUGACGCUCUCCUGUAUCCUGUUGCAAGGGGUCAACAAGUGCUGGGGAGGGCACAGGGAAGCAGAGACUGGCGUCACCUUCUGUUGCUAAGGUAACAUGCUCUGGCCAUUUUAUCUGAUAAAGGAAGUCCAGUGGAUGGAAUGCAUUAUUCAUCACUGAUCUAAUCAAACAAUCAAAAUUGUUUACUUUCACCGGGAAUAUUUAGUGAGAUCAAAGACAUCUGGCUGAAACUGCUCUUGGUUUGACUGCCGACAGUGAACCCUUGAUAUUUCUGCAGCAUUCAAGUGAAUACUUUCUCUCAGAAGUCUGUGAUUGAAACCUCAGGAUGGAUUAUCCCAAAAUGGAUUACUUUCUGGAUGUCGAGUCUGCUCAUAGACUUUUGGAUGUGGAGUCAGCUCAAAGAUUCUUCUAUAGUCAAGGAGCUCAAGCUCGCCGGGCGACCCUGCUCCUGCCUCCCACAUUAAUGGCGGCAUCUUCGGAGGAUGACAUAGACCGGCGGCCCAUCCGGAGAGUGCGCUCCAAGAGCGACACGCCGUACCUCGCGGAGGCCAGGAUAUCCUUCAACCUGGGGGCAGCUGAGGAAGUGGAGAGGCUGGCGGCUAUGCGUUCCGAUUCCCUCGUGCCGGGAACCCACACCCCACCCAUCCGGAGGAGAAGUAAGUUUGCCAACCUGGGAAGGAUUUUCAAGCCUUGGAAAUGGAGGAAGAAGAAAAGUGAAAAGUUCAAACACACUUCAGCAGCCCUGGAGAGGAAGAUCUCGAUGAGGCAGAGCAGAGAGGAGCUGAUCAAGCGAGGCGUCCUGAAGGAAAUCUAUGACAAAGAUGGGGAGCUCUCCAUAUCGAAUGAAGAUGACUCCCUGGAAAACGGGCAGUCCCUGAGUUCCAGCCAACUGUCUCUGCCUGCGCUGUCCGAGAUGGAGCCAGUCCCGAUGCCCAGGGAUCCCUGCUCGUAUGAGGUGCUCCAAGCUUCAGACAUCAUGGAUGGGCCAGUGUCUGAAGAGAGUCCCUCUGCCAGUGAGUCUGGAGUCCUCCUGUCCCAAGAUCCUUCAGCCAAACCAGUCCUGCUACUGCCCCCCAAAAAACCUGCUGCUUUCUCUGGAGACCAUGAGGAGACCCCAGUGAAGCAGCUGUCCCUUCUCAAGCAGCCCCCGGCCCUGCCUCCCAAACCCACUGCCCGGAUUGCCAACCACUUAACAGAUCCUGGCGCCCCUGUGAAAUUGCCUUGUCUGCCAGUGAAACUCUCGCCUCCGCUACCUCCAAAGAAAGUCAUGAUCUGCAUGCCCGUAGGGGGACCAGAGCUUUCCCUGGCAUCCUACGCAGCCCAAAAGAGUGGCCAGCAGGGCGUGGCCCAGCACCAUCACACCGUCCUGCCAUCCCAGAUCCAGCACCAGCUGCAGUAUGGCAGCCACGGCCAGCACCUGCCCUCCUCCACCGGCACCCUCCCCAUGCACCCGUCCGGCUGCAGGAUGAUAGACGAACUGAACAAGACGCUGGCCAUGACCAUGCAGAGGCUGGAAAGCUCUGAGCAGCGAGUCCCCUGUUCCACUUCAUACCACAGCUCUGGAUUGCACUCGAGUGACGGUGUCACCAAAGCAGGAUCUAUGGGCCUCCCGGAAAUCAGACAAGUGCCAACCGUUGUGAUUGAAUGUGAUGACAAUAAAGAAAACGUGCCUCAUGAGUCGGACUACGAAGACUCUUCUUGCCUCUACACAAGGGAAGAAGAGGAGGAAGAAGAGGACGAAGACGACGACAGCUCGUUGUACACCAGCUCCUUGGCCAUGAAGGUCUGCAGAAAGGACUCCUUAGCCAUCAAACUCAGCAACAGGCCCUCCAAGCGAGAGCUGGAAGAAAAGAACAUCCUGCCCAGGCAGACAGAUGAGGAGAGGCUGGAGCUGAGGCAGCAGAUCGGCACCAAGCUCACCAGGCGGCUGAGCCAGAGGCCCACAGCAGAGGAAUUGGAGCAGAGGAACAUCCUGAAACCUCGGAAUGAGCAAGAGGAACAAGAGGAGAAAAGAGAGAUCAAGAGGCGGUUAACUCGAAAGCUCAGUCAGAGGCCAACAGUGGAAGAACUCCGGGAAAGGAAGAUCCUCAUUCGCUUCAGUGACUAUGUGGAGGUGGCUGACGCUCAGGACUAUGACCGCAGAGCAGACAAGCCGUGGACCCGCCUCACCGCUGCAGACAAAGCUGCCAUUCGGAAGGAGCUGAACGAGUUUAAAAGCACUGAAAUGGAAGUUCAUGAAUUGAGUAGGCACUUAACAAGGUUUCACCGACCUUAGCAGUGGGGUUCCUCCCUAGCAGCUGCUGGCUUCAAAACAUAAGUCUGUAAGAACCAUAAGUGCUGGCAUUUAUUCACUUCCCCAUUCCGGUGUAAAUCUUCGGAACUGCCUUUUUUUUUUUAAAAGAAGAGAAAUAAAAGGAAACACAAUCAGGAUUCUAUGAGCGAAAACAUGAUGGUGACCGAUCCGCAGUCAGAGCUGCUGGCGCUACUUCUGGUACCAACACACGUCCCGCUUUCCAGUGGGGCCUGGGCUGAAGACCUCCCGGAGGUGGCGUGGCCCUCAUUCUCUCUUUCCGGGCCCAGCAGGCACCAUGUUCAUCCAGUCUCCUGCACACCCCUUCCUCGUGCUCGUGGGACUGUCGCUUGCAUCCAGAGCAGGCAGAGGCCAUGGGUUUGGCCUGGGAGUGACUGUGCAGAGCUCAAGAUCUGGCUGGCCUUCUGGACGCAGCACCAGCUCCAACACUGCAUCUGGUUUGGGGGUCCCCAAGGAGGGGGAUGCUGGGGGGAGCCUCACCGCUCGGUUGCCCCUGCUGGUCUCAGCGUCAUCCGCACAGAGGACAAGACGGCGGGGCCCUCUUCUGGGGAAGUCCGCGGCCCACUGGUCCCAGCAUGUGGGUAGCUGUGGCAGGCUGGCUCUGGGUGCACCCUGUCCCUUCUGCCAAGGGUGAGCUGCUUUCCAGGAGGCUGCAGCUCCCCAAGGGAGAAUUGUCACCGUAGUGCAAAUUAAUUCACCCAAGCGAGUUCAGAAAGCCCAGUGUCACUGGGGACACAAACGCCCCUGCUAAGGAACUCCCCUGGUGCUCGUGCAUAGGAGCACGAGGACCCUAUCUAUGAGCAGGGGACAGAAAGGCCAGGGCCAGAAACUCUGCCUGGCUGAUGUUUUUAAUCUUCCUGUGUACCUCCAGGCCAGCAGUUGUGUGGCUUGGAAGUUAAUGACUUCAGGGUGUAGGGCCAGUGUGUGGCGGCCAGAAACCAUUCCUGGAAGUCUGGCUGCCCUGCUACAGGGGCCUGGCCCUCCAGCACCGCUCGGUGGCCUUCCGUUCUCCUUUCUUUGCACUGAGAGUUUCUAUGGAGAAGCCCAGAGCUUGACAUGGGCCAGACGGGGCAGAUGCCAGACACGCCUGCCCCUGGCCGUCCCUCUGCGCCUAUCCCGGGAGAUUCCUUCCCCUCUCCUGAUGAUGCUGGGUCAUCAGAUGUGGCUCCAACUUCCUUGAGCCUCAAGACCCCAGGAAAGCAAUGCUCUGUUGACAGAGACACUGGGGGUUGGGGUGCAAUGGGGGAAACCCCAAACUCCCAACAGGUACCCCGAGUGGCCUGCUGCAGGGUUUCUUGUUUUCCUUCCUGACCUGGCUCUUGGGCUCUCAGGCCAGGGCUCUGCCUGGCCCCUUCUGCUGGUUCCAGAGUCACCGGGUCUUUCUGGGGAAUGACUCGCUCUCCACCACACACACUCAGCAUCAGAAAGAUGCCAGCCUGGCCAUGCCAGAGUCAAGUCCCCACCCCAAGCCCAGUGGGAGCCAGUUACUCUUAGGAUGUGGCACCCAGCAAGGAGGUGCUAGAAUUCUCUGGCUCCAUGGCAGCACUAACCCAGGAGCCUGGGGGGAUUCGGAGAGCGCGCAGGGCAGCUCUGGAGACAGCACCCCCAGCCUCUGUCGCCUGCUUGCCAGGUCCAGAGCAAGCUGGCCUCUGCCCAGCCCCAGGAGGACACACCAUCACUAAAUCUUUUUUUCCCCCAUUGUUGUUUUCUUUGGGUGUUGAAUCUGAAUGGUUUCUGCAGUCAGAGAGGUAUUCAGGGAAAACACAGUCGGGAUUUUAGCAUGGCUGUGAACGCAGUCUUCCCGAAAGGAUCACUGACGUUUGAAUGUGCGAAUGAUAGAACAGAGGAUGUGUGCUCUUUCGUUGAACUUCCCUGGGGCAGGCAUGUGUGCCUGUGUUCCGGACUGAGGUAUCUGCCUGGCCUAGCCGGGCCCAGCCUGAGGGUUGUACUUCCCCUAACCACAGCUGAGCGGCAGCUGGCACCUGGAGCUCUGGUGUGACAGCCGUGACAGCCAGGCUCUCCCUGGCCAGGAGCGAGUCCUAAGGGAACUUGUUCCUGAGAAGUCAUCUGGACUUCUCCCCUGCUGGCUGUGGUUCUGGGCCCUCGGAUUCCCUGGGAAUAGAAGGCCCAAAGGGACCUCCCUGCAGGCAGCCACCAGCCAGCAUGUGUGCCCAUGGGCCCUGGGCUGGCAGCCCACUUUGUGCACAAAGAGAUGCAGGGCACUGCCCGCUUCCCCUCCACACAGGGCACCCUUCUCAGAAGUCACUGCUCAGAGUUAGGGGUGCGCCUCCCACACCCCGGGAAGGUCACCUGCCUUCAGGACUGGCUACUGCUAAGCAGUUCUUCUGGGGCUCAGCACCCUCUGUGGCCUGCAGGGGGGUGCCUCUGCUGUCCCUUAAAACCUUGAGGUCUCUAGAAAGAUCUCUCACAUUUCUUUCUGCCACAGUGUUGUGACAACAGAAGUAACUUGUGUUACUUUCCAAGAUGACAAACUGACAUUAAUUAGGGAGGUAGAAAAGAAAAAAUAAAUAGACGGGCUUAAAAUGCAUCCCUCUUUUGAAAAACCUGCAGUUUUCAAGGUGGGUUAUUUUUGAGGGUAUACAUCCCAACUGAGAGAUGUGUCAUUGAAUUAGGAGGAGAGGGAAAAUUCGAAAUGUCUCAAAUCACAUGCUUCCCUCUCAAAAUAAGACACUGAUCCAACCCCACAACAGCCCGUCUCAGUGACUAAAGAGACAGCUCGUGGCCUACCUGCCUUUGCAAAGUCCCUGAUAACUUCAUCCCAAAGCCCUGUAAAAACGUGUACAACAUUAGCCUUUCUGUCAGAUGAGAGAAAACAAACAACGUGACAGUCCGCGUGAUGAAGAGCUCCGAGUUUAUUUUUCUCCUGCUUCCAAACAUGUGUUUAUCUUUGCCGAAUGAAAACUCGUGGUGUGUUGCUUCGAUGAAUGGAAUGUCAGGCUCUCCCUGUGCACAACCAGUGGGCAAAGGUCACCUUCAAGGACUUUUUCUUGCCAUCUGUCUGUUACUCCCCAAACCGGUUGCUUUUUGCAGUUGAUCCCCGGGUGUACAUAGUUUGUCUUUGUGUAGGAGUGAGUGGGUAUGGUGACCGUGGAUCCCACACACUCCCGGGCUCUAAUUUAUCAGAUGACGGCUGUAUGAGGAAGACAAUGUACAUAGAAUACAAAGUAAACUGGAUCUCUAUGGCCUAGGUUUUGUACAUACAGAAACUGCAUGGUAUUUAAAUUAUUGUUUGUCUGAUGAUGUAUGCAGUUUCUUUAAAAACAAACCAAAAAAAAGCCUAAAAAAAAAAAA
Molecule: messenger RNA, 5714 nt
Organism: Chinchilla lanigera (long-tailed chinchilla)
Lineage: Eukaryota; Metazoa; Chordata; Mammalia; Rodentia; Chinchillidae
Gene: Phactr1
Product: phosphatase and actin regulator 1
Exons: 16
Coding region: 417-2366 (649 amino acids)
Biological process (GO): stress fiber assembly; cell motility
Molecular function (GO): actin binding
Source: RefSeq, a predicted model, not a curated record